Messenger RNA from Passer montanus (Eurasian tree sparrow), 2995 nucleotides. It is a transcript of the gene LCP2, whose product is annotated as lymphocyte cytosolic protein 2. Gene Ontology annotation, biological process: intracellular signal transduction; cell surface receptor protein tyrosine kinase signaling pathway. The record is from RefSeq and is a predicted model, not a curated record. NCBI's taxonomy places the organism in Eukaryota, Metazoa, Chordata, Aves, Passeriformes, Passeridae. Gene Ontology annotation, molecular function: protein binding. The transcript has 21 exons. Bases 1070 to 2683 code for a protein of 537 amino acids.
AUUUCAUUUUUUCUUAAAAAGAAGAGGAAAUUUCCUUCCCAGUGCUUCAGAACUGUGCCCCUAUUCUUACCAGUGCAGGGGGCUCAGGAAUUGCCACUGUUUGUGCAGUCUAACGGAGCAGUGAGCCCAAGGACUCACAGCAGCACAGCUUUGGGAGGAGGCUCCACAACAAGAAAAGGGAGAAUGGACUUGCUGGCUGUUUUGAAAAGCCAGACACAUUGAAUAAUUGGAAUUAUUCAAUGAAAUCUCAGCAAAGGCACCUGCUGAUAGGAGGGUGCCUGAAUUGGUUGUGCAGGACACAUGAAAGUCUAUCAUGUCCCUGUGGUAAUAAUAUGGUUUUGUGGAUUCAUUUUCAGAUACAAAAAUCCUCAUAAGAAGUAGCCAAAAAAUGAACUAUUGAUACAAUGGCAACAGAAUAAUUUUUCAAAUAAACUUGUACAUUUUUAGUUUCACUGAAUGAUUCUUUGUUUGAAGGGAUGCUGACUGUAAUUCCCUCAUUAAUUCAUUAGUCCCUCAUUAUGUACAGCUCUGACAAUAACCUUUAAUUGUACAAAGAAGGAUAUUUCAGGUACUGAGGUAAAUUAAAGCAGUUUCUCUUAAGUGAACAUUUUCUUCUUGUGGGGGGGGGUUACCAGAAGAGUAACCCACACCUAUGCAGAAAAUAUGACAAUAUUUUUAUGCAUGUAUAAUGUGAGUAAAUAAAUAAAUAUUUAUGUAUGCAAUUAAAAGCAAUUAGGGUCCAUAGGCAUUUACUUCUAUGUAGCAGGCAGAGCAUUUUCAAGCCUCUGCUGUGCUUCCUUGUUUACUUAUUUAUAUUCAGAGAAAGGAAGUGGUGAGGCUGACUAGCUGAAACUUCUCAGAGAAGAGACCAUUUUGUACCAGAGGAAGCAGUGUCUCUGUGCUACGAACUCACAGCGUAAUUUCAACUGACCAGAACAGUUCCUUGACAGAAGCAGCUGGAGGCUGGGCAAGGAAUUCCUUGGAGGUGGCCACGGAGAGGGAAUCCAUGGCUGUGUCAUUGGCAGCAGGGCUGUGAACACUCCCGAGUGCUCUGGGGAGAAAACCAACCAUGGACCUGCGGAACGUCCCCCACCGCUCCGACGUGCUCACCUGGGACCCAGAUGACUUAGCAGAAUAUUUCAGGACGCUAAAGUACAAGGACUGUGAGAAAGUGGUGAGGAAGCACAGCAUAAAUGGCCAGAGGUUUUUGAACAUGUCUGAAAAUGAUAUUCAGAAAUUCCCAAAGCUCAGAGUGCCUAUUGUAAGUAAAUUAAGCCAAGAAAUCAACAAAAAUGAAGGGAGGCUCUCCUCUUUCCUUCCAAAAUGGGCCCAAACACAAAAAUCUCCAGAAAACACAGGGUACGCUCAGGAUGAUGGUGGCUGGUCUUCAUUUGAUGAUGAUGAUGAUGACUAUGAAAGCCCUGAUGAAGACCAGGAAAAGGAAGAUGAGGCUGACUAUGAAUCACCAACAGAGGAACCUGAGGAAGCGGAACAUGACAGUGAUGGCUAUGAGCCACCUCCAUCCAAUAAUGAAGAAGCACAUCACAGUGUCAUAUUUCCUGCCAAGUCACUGCCAAGCAGCACAGAUUAUAUAGACAGACCUACAACAACCAGAUCAGCACAUCAGCCUCCACAUCAGCCUCCAGUACCACCCCACCGACCUGGCCCAGCCUCAUUUGGGGGAAGAAGUGCUACUCUGCCAGCUUUCCCUCCUCCACCAAGCAACAACGACUUGAGCAGAGACAGAAACAUGAAGCCUUUGAAACCCCCAGCUCCUUCCAUAGACAGAAGCACCAAACCCUCUCUGGAUCGCCUUGCUCCCCCAUAUGAAAGAGACAGCCCAGGAUCAGGGAAGAAGCCAGGCAUUCCUGAAAAGCCUCUGGUUUCACAGCUAAGAUCCCUGGGAGAACAGUUAGCAAUGAUGCCAAAACCUCCUGUCCCACCAAGUGACAGAUAUGAAAGAGGCAACCCACCUCCUCUAAGGAAGCAAAGCCCUGGGAAGCACAGUUGGCCACCACACAAGAAAAAUGAAGAUGAAGAAGACACUGCCCUGCAAAGACCCGUGCCACAGCUGUCCUUGCCCCCAUACAGCUCCAAUGCAUUCCCACCCAAAUCUGUCAAGCCUCCACCUAAGCCAGGAUCCAACACCAUUCCUCCUGCAGAAAGUGCUAGAAACCUGUCUUCAACUGGCUCUCUACCACCACGCUUCCAUCCAGGCAGCAACAGCAGAUCUCCUUCCAGAGGCCCAGCUGACAUGAGACCUCCACUGCCAAUUCCUAGCAGACAGACUGUUCACCAGGCAAACACAGAGCAAGAUGAGCUCCAGGGCUCUCUGAAGGAUGAGUGGUACGUGGCCUUUGUCAGCCGGCCCGAGGCAGAGGCAGCGCUCCGCAGGAUCAACAAGGAUGGAACAUUCCUGGUGAGAGACAGCUCAAGGAAAACAGUGACUCACCCCUAUGUCCUGAUGGUGCUGUACAGAGACAAAGUGUACAACAUCCAGAUCCGCUACCAGGAGCAGGAGCACUUGUACUUGUUAGGAACCAGCUUGAAAGGAAAAGAGGAAUUUUCUUCUGUAGCAGAUAUCAUUGACCACUUCCAAAGGACCCCCCUUCUUCUGAUUGAUGGAAAAGACAGAGGGUCAAGAAACCAGUGCAUGUUAAAAUAUGCUGCAGGACAUAUUUAAAUGAAACUUUAGAGAAGAUCACAUAUAGUACUGAAGCCUUCUGAAGUUUAUAAACUUGAAGAUAUUUCCCUUUUCAGCAAACUAAAAUCAUGAAGUCAUUAAAAUUCACAGUUUCAAAGAAAAAGGACUAUGUUAUUUUAAAAUUAUGCCUUAAAUACAGUACUCUAUAAAUAUAAUUUUCCUACAAAGUGUCCAUUAAUCAUAAAGCACAUGAGAUUUUUUUUUUCUUCCAAGAUAUGUAUAUCUUCUUGAAAUUAUUUCCACACCAAAUUUGAUGAACCAUAAAUAAAUAUCCAUACAAGCCUCUGCUUU